Molecule: messenger RNA, 7633 nt
Organism: Loxodonta africana (African savanna elephant)
Lineage: Eukaryota; Metazoa; Chordata; Mammalia; Proboscidea; Elephantidae
Gene: TMEM278
Product: transmembrane protein 88B
Exons: 2
Coding region: 2004-2540 (178 amino acids)
Cellular component (GO): plasma membrane
Molecular function (GO): PDZ domain binding
Source: RefSeq, a predicted model, not a curated record
UGGUAGAGUGGAAAGAUGCCUUUAUUUCAUUGCACAAGGAAAGGAAGAGUUGGGGCUGCUGCUGCCAAGGCUGCUCAGUGAGAGUGAGGGAGAAGAUUACUUUUAAGGGAUUUACAAGUAGGAAGUUCAUACAAGUUAUAUCAGCAACAUUCUUAAUCAUACUACACAGGCAUGAUGGGGUUUACAUACGACUUCAUGGAUCACAUGUUCAGAAAAUGGCAGUUAAACUCUACCCAGAGGCGGGGAAGUUACUACACCAAAAACCAGACCAGACCCACUGCCAUCAUUCCGACUCAUAGCAGCCCUACAGACUAGGUAUGAUGUAUUUAAUGGGCUAAAAGGUUAUCCUGAAUGUCAACAUGGCACCUAAACCAGUUCCUGCCAAUUUCCUCUAGUUUUGGGCAGCAGUUAAGGAGAGGUGAACCAGGAUUUUCAUGUAAAGCUAUAGGGUGUGCCAAGCAAAGAAACCAGGAUUUUAAUGUAUAGCUAUGGGGCAUGCCAAGCAAGCUGCUUGAGGCAGUGGAAUUUUCUGAAGCCUGGGGACCUCUGUCUUAUAUGGAUAUUCUACAAUUUGUUUAUCCAUUCAUCUGUUAACAGACACCUGUGUAUUGCAAGAUUUGUACCCCCAAAUUUACUAUCUGAAUAAACAAACACCCACUAUAAGAUCUUGGCAUGUCUGUGCCAGUGAACAAAAUUAGGUUUCAUGCAAGUUGGGCAACAAGGUUUGGUGUGCGAUGCUGGGAAGCUCCAGCCAUUUUCCGUUGGGCACGUCUCAGGUUUGCAUUCCUCAAAUGUCCUUGGCACUAUCACUGUCACCACGCCAACCACAGGGGUCUGAGGGAAGCUGGCCAGCCUGAGAGGUCUGGAAAAUCCCGGACUGGAAGAAAAGCUGGAAGGGACAGUAGACCUCAGGAGAGGGAGUAAACGGGAAAAGUAGUUGGUAUCUGAUCUCAUACAGGCUGCUUCCAUUCAGCUCACAAACAACUUACUCAUUAGUUUAAGUGUUGAGUAACUAUGUAAACGGUGUUUACAAUGCUCUAUGUUAGGCAAGAAAACCAUGGUGGGCUGUUAGGUGUUCAGAGUAUUUUAGUAGUAUUUGGGGAGGUUAAUUGGGGUUUUUGGCCAAGGAAUGCCAUGGAUGGACAGCAGGUACCAGAAACUAGGAGAGAGGCCCACAGACAGAAUCCACAUGGCCAAGACUCUGAUUUGGACUUUUAGCCUCCAGAGCUGUGAAAAAAUAAAUUUCUGUUCUUUAAGGCCACCCAUCCACUUGUGGUAUUUCUGUUAGAGCAGCCCUAAGUAGCUAAGACAGAAUGUGCCUGGAAUGCCCCUCCCUGUUUGAAAUCAUGGGUAACAUGCUCUUCUCUGAAAAUUGUUAUCCUGUCUGUUGUCAGGGUGGAUUGUAUUCAGACACAAGGGAUGUCUGUAAUUGUUUACUGAGCUCCCACUAUGUGCUGGGCCCCACAGUAAGCAUUUCAUACACACCCCUCAUUGCUUCCUCACAGCAACCCUACAAUAUGGAUAUUAGUGUCUUUCCUGUUUUACCGAGGCUGAGGGAGCCAGGUCUUCAGAAAAGGCACCCAGCAGGGCCAGGGCUGGGGAGCAGGGUGGGUGCUGAUUUUAAGUGGCAGAGUCAAGACCAUGAACAGCAGGCAUUGUCUGGGUGAGCUGGAGGGGGAGGCGGGACCGGGAGGGAGGAGGGCCUAGGGCUGGCCAUGGGGAAAGCUGUGCAAGGCUGGAUCAGAGUACACAGGAACCAACUGGAGAGACGGCCAGGGCCAGAGCCGUGGCCGCCUGGCAGCAAGAGAACCUAGCCUGGCAACUGAGGCAGGAUUUUGGCUCCAGGGCACUGAUCAUCAGGGCCGGGCCUUCCUGGACCAGGGUCCUGCCAUCUAGUUGGAUCCUUUCUCUAGUGCCUUCGGUUUGGGUGGGGGGUCUAAGACCCCAGUCUGACUUGUGGGUGGGUUAAAGGGUCACUAGUCUGACCUCCGAAUCCUGCUGUGAUGAGUAAGCAGGAGAGGGAGACGGAUGAGGAUGAGGGAGGGUAUGCCUCUGACACGGCACCCAUGCUUCCCCAGAGGCCCCCUGACCACCCAGGCUCAGCCUUGACGUCCCCAGGGUGGGUGCGCCUGGCCACCCGGGGCCUGGCGACCCUACUGCUGCCUGGCUGGGCCCUGGCUGGUCUCCUGCUCCACCUGCUGCUGCCCGCGAUGGUGUUUCUGCUGGUGCUGCUGCCCGCAGCCGCCGUUGUCUACCUGGGCUUCCUGUGCCACACCAGGGUCCACCCGGCGCCCCGACCCCCGUGCCGUGCGGUGCUCUCGGACGGCGGCUCCGCGACGCUCAUCGUGUUCGGCUUCCUGUCAUUGCCGCCGCUGCUCGUGCUCGCCUCGGCCGCCCGUGCCCGCCUGGCCCGGCGCCUCCGCCCGCUGCUGCUGCCUCCCUCUUGGGCCUCCAGUCCCCGUCGCCACCCGGGGUCCAGCGGCCGGGAGCUAUCUGGCCGCGGCCUGGACGGGGAGGAUCAGUUUUGCUCCUGGGUGUGACCCCAGAGGUCUCUCCAGAGGACCCUGAGACCUCCAAAUUCCAGAGGCCCCCGAGCUGCCCCAUGCCCCCCAUAAAGUGACCUCAGGCUGGUGAACCCGGGUUCCGCACCCAGGUCUCCGCUGGGGGAAUCGCCCCACGCUCAGUGCCCUGAGCCGCCACAAGAUGGCACCGUAUUCCUCCGGACCUUCUCCCUACACACGGCCCACUGGGCAGCGCUGAUCCCCCCCUCCCUGUUGCAUAGAGGCCAGGAAGGCCCCAGGGAGGAGGGAGAUGACCCUGGAAGAAGGAGAUGGCCACGCUCAGGGAAAGGCAGCCCUUCUGCCUUCUGCCCCUGCAGCUGCUCUGGGCCCAAGCUCACUCACAAGGAGCAGUCCUUGCUACCCCAUGUCUCGUCACUGAUUAGGUCUCCAUCGGUAUUUCCAGCAAGUUCCAGAGGUGGUGAGUCUUGCUUGGGAGACAUCCACACUCGGUCAAAAACCAGAAUGGUUCCAGAAACCCAGCCAGUGGCCAACAGCAGGGCUCAUCCUGUGACUGUGGUCAGGGGAACCUGCUCUCAGAUGGUGGCUUUGUGACUUGUGGGUUCAGGCUUCAGCCUGUGCCCGAGAUCAGGGCUCAGCCUGUGAUCAGAGUUAUGUAUUUAGACAGGUGUCAGAGUAAGGGCUCAGUCUGUUUUCUCUGGCUAACUUAAACGUCGUCUAUUUUCCUUUGGUGUUGUUGUUUUACCAGCGUAUGUCUAAGUAUGCAUGUGUUCUUAUUUCUGUUUGGUAUACACUGUGUUUCCUAUUUUUAUGGAUUCAUAUUUUUCAUCAGUUUUGGGAAAUUCUCUACUAUUGUCCCUUCAGUAUUGCCUCUUUUUCAUUCUACCUGGUUUUACUCGCUAACACCUAUUAAAUGUAUGUCUCACCUUUCUCUUUACUCCCAUGUCAGUUAAUCUCUCUAUCCUAUUUUCGAUCUCCUUGUCUCUCUGUGAUGCAUUCUGGAUGAUGUCUUUAUCUUCCUCUUCAAGUUGAUUUAUUCUUUCCUUCAUCUUGUCUAGUCUGCUGAUUGAAUCAUCCGCUUUAAUUAUUAUCAUACUUUGUUAUUUUCCCAAAUGUAUCUGAUUAUUUUUGAUGGUCUUUUAGUGCAUACACAAUUUUUGAAUUUCAUCUUUGAUUUCUUAAAUGUUUCAUAUGUAGUUAUUUUAUACUCUGUAUCUAACUAUUCCAAUUUCCUAGUCUUCGGGUGGUCUAAAUCUGUUAUUUGUUGUCUUUUCUGUUUCUCGCUGAUGAUGGUGUACUGUUUAUUGGAAUGUUUGGUAAAUUUUUCAUUCUUAGCCCAUACCUGUGAUAAUUACCUUAGGGAUUUUCUCUCCAGAGAGCAUUCAUUUUUCUGGACAUGACCAACCUGGGCUCCCUUUAGGAUCCUUGUGGGCUGUGGUUUCCUAGCCCCCUAGAAGCAUUCAAGGCUUGCUUCCUUGAUUGCAGUGUGGCUCUGUUUCCAGGGCAUCCUCUGCAUUCUUAUUUGCUUGAUUUCACCAUCUUGGGUUUUUGCUCACUAUUGUAUCUUUGUAUUUUUAAUGUUUAAAUUUGGGGUGGGGGCUUUGAGAUAUUUCCUUUACUUUCCUGUAAGCCCAGCAGUGUAUUAAAAAAGUGUGUUCAUUGUAAGUCAUCCAGAAUCUGUUUGUAGCUGAAAGAUCUUUUAGAAGAUCUAGUUCAUUUUUUAAGAUAAUCCAAAAACGUUAGUAGCAGUCCAUCGACAGCUAACUGCCGGAAAUUCAAGCUGAAUUCAGAAGAGGACAUGGAAUGAGGGAUACCAUGGCUGAUGUCAAAUGGAUCUUGUCAGAGGAUACAAGAAAGAUGUUUACCUGUGUUUUAAUGACUAUGCAAAGACAUUCAACUGUGUGGAUCAUAACAAUUAUGGAUAACAUUGUGGCCAAUGGGAACUCCAGAAUACUUAAUUGUGCUCAUGUGGAACCUGUACAUAGGCCAAGAGGCACUCAUUUGAACAGAACAAGGGGAUACUGCAUGGUUUCAUAUCAGGAAAGGUGUGUGUCAGGGAUGUAUCCUUUCGUCAUAUUUAUUCAAUCUGGUCACAGAGCAAAUAAUCUGAGGAGGUGGACUAUAUGAAGAACUCGGCAUCAGGAUUGGAGGAAGACUCAUUAACAACCUGCUUUAUACACAUGACACAACCCUCCUUGCUGAAAGUGAAGAGGACUGGAAGUACUUAUUGAUGAAGAUCAAAGACCACAGCCUUGAGUAUGGAUUACACCUGAAUGUAAAGAAAACAAAAGUCCUCACAAAUGGACCAAUAAGCAACAUCAUGAUAAACAGAGAAAACAUUGAAGUUGUCAAGGAUUUCAUUUUACUUGGAUCCAUGUACGAUCAACAUCCAUGAAGCAGCAGUCAAGAAAUCAAAUUACGUAUUGCAUUGGGCAAAUCUGCUGCAAAAGACUUCUUUAAAGUGUUUAAAAGCAAAGAUGUCACCUUGAGAAAUAAGAUGUGCCUGACCCAAGCUAUGGUAUUUUCAGUCGCCUCAUAUGCAUGCAAAAAUUGGACAAUAAAUAAGGAACAACAAAGCAUCGAUAACUUUGAAUUGUGGUGCUGGUCAAAAAUAUUGAAUAUACCAUGGACUGCCAGAAGAAUAAACAAAUCUGUCUUAGAAGUACAAACAGAAUGCUCCUUAGAAGCAAGGAUAGUGAGACUUCGUCUUGCUUACUUUGGACAUAUUAUCAGGAGAGACCAAUCCCUGGAGAAGGACAUGAUACUUGGUGAGGUAGAGGGUCAGUGAAAAAGAGGAAGACUGUCAAUGAGAUACAUUGACACAGUGGCUGCAACAAUGGGGUGAAACAUAGCAACAACUGUGAGGAUGGUGAGGGACUGGGCAGUGUUUUGUUCUGUUGUGCAUGGGGUCACUAUGAGUUGGAACUGACUAGACAGCACGUAACAACAACAAAGUCCGCCAUAUUGCCAGCAGUGCUCACCUUAUGAGUAACAGGGUCAGGGCUUAGCCUGUGACCAGGGAUCAGGGCUUAGAUGUGAUCAUGGUCAGAGCUCAAUCUGGGACCAAGAUCAGGGUUCAGGGUAUGACCAGGAUCAGGACUUAGUCUGGGGCCAGGGUCAGGGUUCAAUCUGGGGCCAGGAUCAAGGCUCAGGGUUCAGUUUGGAGCCAGGAUCAGAGUUUAGGGUAUGACCAGGAUCAGGGCUCAGUCUGCGGCCAGGGUCAGGGCUCUGUCUAUGACCUGGAGCUGAGUCCUGUAUGUGUCUGGGUCAAAUCCAGCAGGAGUUCUUGGGGUUUUCCAACUGUUGUCUGUUGUCUAUGCCCAGCUUCGAUGCCUUUCCCAGCCAGACAGGAGUCGGGCCUGUUGCCAAGCCACCAAGGGUAGCUUUCCCUGGGCUGCCUUCCUCCCUUCCAGCUCAGGGUUGGACAGGCUCUGGGAAACGCCAGGCUUCAAGGAUGAAGGCUCUCCUGGGAACCCCUUGGCUGAGGAUUGUCCUGGCCUUGCAGUCAUCAAAACAACAGCUGGGCCCGGCGGGGGUGGGGAGGUCGCAGUGGGGAGCCCUGACUGCCUACAUGAGAGUCUGGAUGGAGGCAGAUGGAGGCAGGCGCCUGAGGCUGAGCUAGUUCCCUAAAGGUGUUCCCCAACUUCCCAGGCCACCCUGAGGCCAAACAGUGGCCAGCUGGCCCAAGGAUGUUGAACGCCUUGGCGGCAGCGGCAUAAUUGAACGUUAGCCCAGCCCUGCCUGCUCAGGGGUUGAGGGCGGUUUGCAGGAGAGGCCUUGGGGUCUGCUUUUGGUGGGAGGAAAAAGCAGCCCUGAACAUGAAGGCUAAGGCUGGGAGGGAUGCAGAACGGGGUGGGGCAGGCAAGGCCUCCUGGGGCAGGGGUUGACCCCGGGGAGAGAGGGUGGAAACAUGCCCUGGGGGCUGGGGCAGGAGGAGGGGGCUCGCCACUGUUGCCUUUGGCUCUCCUGCACUGCCGUCUCUCAGGGUCUCUCUUUCAGGAGUCCUGGGGGGGUCUUCCUAUUCACCACCAGCUGGGCAGGGUCCUGGGGAGAGAGGAAGAUAAAAGGCUAAGGGGUAUUUGGGAGCCCCUGGUCACAAGUUUUCCUCCUCCCCAAGGCCUUGGGCAGUCACUUGGUCUCUGCUCAGCCCUUCCAACAUUCCCCCACAGGAUGCCUCCACUCCCCACCCUGAGGCCAGCACAGAGCCCAUGACAGAAGCCCCCUCCCUUAGGGCUCUGCCCAGGUACCAGCCCCCAUUCUCAUGGCACCUCUGCUCCUCACCCCCAGAGCCUCCACCCCCAGUCCAGAGUGGUCCACUGGCCUCCCAGCCCCCACUGGGCUCACCCAGCCCCACCCUGAAGGUCUCCUGCCUUUGUCCUCCAAAGGCCAAGGGGCCAAACCUGCUGGGCAGCCAGGCGGCCAGGCAAAUAUCUCCAUGGGCCUAGCCUCUGCCCUGUAAGGAUAUGCCUGGCCAUGCCAGGGCCUCCACAGGAGUGGGGCAGGCCAGCUCCAAUUCUAUAACCCUCAGUGUGGCCUUUGCUUCCCCAGUGGCCAGCGAGGGAGGUGUGGUCCGAACUUUACAGGUGAGGAAAGGCUCGGUGCCUCCCCAGUUGUUGCUCAAGGUCAGUUAUUCAUUCAGAAAAUAUUUCCUGGGAGUGCAGGAAUCUGCAGCCUGCACCCCCCCCUCCACACCCCAGGAAAGAUCCCUCUCCACGUCUUCCUCUUGAGCACACUUGUAUCUCCUUCCUUCAGGCACCCCCCAUCACCCCACCUGGCCCUGCCAGCCUGAACCCCAGGGUAGGCCUGCCCCCACCCAGGAAUGUGGGUCCACCUGGGUGCCGGGCAGGAACCAUUGCUCCGGUGGAUGGGCUAACUCUGGGCGUGAAGGCCCCUAUUCAUUCCUGGUGUCUCCCUCUACCUUUGGGGAGGCCACUCUGCCAGAGUGUGACAUAGGCCUGUCUUCACCCUGCUGGCACUUCUGGACUCAAACCUCCUUCCUUCCCCAUCUGAGCUCCAGAGAGCUGGAAGACCUGCCAGGAGGAAGGGCCUUAGAAGGUCUAAGCCUUGGCCUGGGGUGGGGCCGGGGCCAGGCAUCCUCUCACAGCAGAGGGAAC